Molecule: messenger RNA, 1563 nt
Organism: Lathyrus oleraceus (garden pea)
Lineage: Eukaryota; Viridiplantae; Streptophyta; Magnoliopsida; Fabales; Fabaceae
Exons: 6
Coding region: 335-1333 (332 amino acids)
Molecular function (GO): phosphatidylinositol transfer activity
Source: RefSeq, a predicted model, not a curated record
UUUAUUUCUAAAAGAAAAGAUAAAAAGUUAAAAAAUGAUCACGUUAUCACAUGGAUUAUUCAGCUAAAAAAAUCACAUGUGUCUCCGAAAAUCAGAAUCAGAAUCAGCAUCAAUAUCGGCAUCGCUAUCUCCAAAACCAUACUUCUUCUUGUUGUUCUGUCGCAUCUUCCUUUCUCUUUGUUCAGUCUUUUUUAGCGAAAGAAAAACUUUGACUUUUCAGAUUCAUCAAUUCUUCUCUCUUUCUCAGUCAAAUUAAUUCCUCCAGCUCAAACACAAUCGCGCGCGCCAAACAGUACUUAUUGUUGACUUUUGGAGAAUCUCUACACUGACCAACAUGAGUGUAGAUCUGAAGAAAACUGCCACUAAUGGCCAUGAGAAAAUAUUAAUACCACAAGAACAGCAGGGAAAGAUCAACGAGAUGAGAAAGCUAAUAGGGCCGCUGUCUGGUAAGGCGUUGGUUUAUUGUUCUGAUGCAUCCAUCGCGAGGUAUUUAAGGGCACGGAAUUGGAAUGUCAAGAAGGCAGCUAAAAUGUUGAAGCAGACCCUUAAAUGGAGAGAAGAAUAUAAACCAGAACAGAUUCGCUGGGAAGAUGUUGCUCAAGAAGCAGAGACCGGAAAGAUCUACAGAUCAAAUUAUAUUGACAAGCAUGGGAGAACAGUACUUGUAAUGAGACCCGCUCGUCAGAACUCAAAGUCAACAAAAGGACAGAUUAAGUAUUUGGUGUACUGCAUGGAGAAUGCGAUUCUAAAUCUUCAACAAGACCAGGAACAGAUGGUUUGGCUGAUUGAUUUCCAGGGUUUCAAUAUGUCACAUAUAUCUAUCAAAGUGACACGCGAAACUGCUCAUGUCUUACAAGAACAUUAUCCUGAAAGGCUCGGUCUGGCAAUACUGUACAAUCCACCGAAAAUCUUCGAGCCAUUCUUCACGAUGGUAAAGCCCAUAUUAGAGACCAAGACCUAUAACAAAGUCAAGUUCGGUUAUUCUGAAGAUCAGAACACCAAGAAGAUUAUGGAGGAUUUGUUUGAUCUGGACCAUCUUGAAUCCGCAUUCGGUGGGAAUGAUACUACACCAUUUGACAUAAAUAAAUACGCUGAGAGAAUGAAAGAAGACGAUAAGAAGAUUCCGUCAUUCUGGACAAGGGAAACCUCUCCAUCCUCAGUUCCAAUUGACGUUCCUUCUUUAGAUUCCAUUAAACUAGACACCGAUUCUGAUGCUUCUGACAACGAGAAAAUAGUUCGUUCUUCUGACUCUGUGGUGGACACCGGCUUAGUCAACCCUGAUCAAAACUCGACCAAUCAAGAGGACCUGAAUGCGAGUGCUGCUGUGCAUUAGAAUGAGAAAUUAAGUACACAACUCAGCGUCAAAAUUUAUAUAUAGGUACUGAGGUUAUACAAUGCUGAGACAUUAUUUUCUUGCUUGAAAUUUAGAUUCAAGAGACAUUUUGUUAACUUGAUGUUGGAUUUAAGAUGACAGAUGAUUUUACUUGAUGGGUUAAUAUUCUAACCUUUUAAAUAGGCAUGGAAUGGUUACUCUUUACAAUAUAUAUCUCAAUUCUGCUCUAA